AUCGUAUCAUGAUUGAUUAACUUGUGAUAUCGGUGAUAUUAGAAGUAAUCUCGAGACAGUAGAGCAAAAUAAAUUCAACAAUUUCUCAUUCGAUUAAGAACUGCAGUUUGCGCGACAUAUUCAUUUAGAAACGUGCUGUGAAAAUUAGAUACAUCAAUUUUCCGCUAUAGAAUUGUGACUAAUUCUCUAUAUCAAAAUUAUUUUGUUUAAACGUGAUCAAAAUAUUAGGAAAAGCAAAGCAAAACGCAGUAUUAUUGCAAAUAAACAAUCAACUUUUGCUCAUUUGUAUAAAUAGAGUUACGGACGCUUAUAACGUUGUAAAAUAAAAUAUAAAGCCAUGAAAAAACGUUAAUAUUAGUUAUAAAAGCCAUAAAAACGUUAAUAAGAUGAAGAUCUUGCGGAAGCAUUUAUUACUUUGUACCCUAAUCACAUUACUCAGUGGGAACGUAGCAGAUAAGUCUCUCUUUCACGAUGAUAUACUUAUGCAAAAUGGAGCUGUCUCACCAAAUGACGACUCCAUCGAUUACAGAUUACCAACAAAUGUUAAACCCACUUUGUAUGAGAUCAUGUUGGUUCCUUACUUAAAAGAGGGCAAUUUUACGGGCAUCGAAAAAAUUGAAGUUACUGUAAUGAAAGAAACCGACACUAUUACGUUACACGUGGGGAAUAUCGAAAUCGAAUCAGUAACUGUUGUAAAGUUACCAAAUAAAGAAUUUAUUAAUGGCACUUUAAAUGAAAAGGAUUCAAUUACUGAAAAAUACAAUAUUAAAGUCCCUGACAUCCUCAUACAGGGAACGCAGCUAGUAAUUAGCUUUACGUACAAAGGUAUCUUGUCCGAUAACAUGAUCGGAUUUUAUAGAAGUUCUUACAUCGAACAAGGAGAGAUCAAAUGGCUAGCUGCGACACAGUUUCAUGCGACACACGCGAGACAUGCCUUCCCAUGCUUCGAUGAACCAUCUUUUAAGGCAAAAUUCAAAAUCAGUAUAGCAAGAGACGAGGAUUUUGGAACUCUCAGUAAUAUGCCGUUGGAAAGUUCUGAACAGCUGAAACUGGGAAGCAAGAUUUGGGACGUUUACGGACAAAGCUUGGAAAUGUCCACCUACUUAGUGGCCUUUGUCGUUUCACAAUUCAAAUUUCUUAAAAACAGUACUCCUAGUUUAGACUUUAAAGCAUGGUCUAAACCAUCCACUUACAAACAGGCUGAUUACGCUUUGACAACCGGCGUAAAAAUUCUCCAACAUUUUGCAACAAAAUUCGAAUCCGAAUAUCAACUUCCUAAAAUGGAUAUGGUAGCCGUACCUGACUUCGCAGCCGGCGCCAUGGAAAAUUGGGGAUUGGUGACAUAUCGCGAAAGUCGAAUGCUGUAUGACGAGAAAGAAUCAUCGGCGGCAGCGCAGCAGAGUGUGGCUUCCGUGGUUGCUCACGAGCUUUCGCACAUGUGGUUUGGGAAUUUGGUGACGCCAGAAUGGUGGAGUUACAUGUGGCUUAGCGAAGGGUUCGCCACAUACUUUCAAUACUUCGGUACUGCGCAGAUCGAAUCAUCAUGGGACAUGGAUAAACAAUUCGUAGUAGAGCAACAUCAAACUGCAUUAAUUGCGGACGGUCUUGAAACUUCUCUUCCGAUGAGUCGAGAGGUUAAAAAUAAAGAGCAAAUUGCAGGAGCAGGAGAUACUAUUACUUAUAACAAAGGCGCUAGUAUUAUUCGUAUGAUGAGCCACUUACUAGGAGAUAAAAUUUUCGAAGAAUCAUUAAAACUUUAUCUAAAAAACAACAAAGACGAAGGAUUGGGCAAUCCGGAUAAAUUAUGGAAUGCAGUACAGGAAGCAAACAAAGAUUCAGUAUUAAAAGAGUUGAAUAUAAAAAAAAUAAUGGAAUCUUGGACUAAAAAAGCCGGAUACCCCGUUGUAUCAAUCGCCGUUAAUAAUGAUGGUACAAUGAAUGUUACUCAAGAACGUUUUCUUCUGAGAAACUUGGAAGAAACUCCUCAGGAUAUCACUUGGUCUAUUCCGCUCACGUACGGACAAAAAAAAUCAGACCUCGAUAAUGUGAUUUUUAAAUACUUACUAGAAACCAACGAAGUCACAAUAAAUCAAAAAGUUAACAUAGAGCAGUGGAUCAUAUUUAAUGUUCGUUCAUCAGGUUUUUAUCGAGUAAAUUAUGAUCUCCCCGGAUGGCAGAAAAUUUUGAGUGUGUUAAAAGAGGGCAACAUAACUGAUAUUAAUGUAUUAAAUAGAGCUAGCAUUAUAGAUGAUCUGUUAAAUCUGGGUAGAGCAGGGUAUCUAAAUUACGAUAUAAUUUUGGACGGAUUGCUUUAUCUUAAAAGAGAAAGGGAUUAUUUACCCUUUAAAGCAGCAUUUAAUGGUUUGGAAUAUCUAAAUAGGCGAUUUUCGGGACAUGCGGAGCACACCUUAUUUAAGACGUAUGUCUUGUCUCUUCUCGGUAAUGUAAACAGCCAAUUAGGAUAUGAGGAGCCAACUACUGAAGAUAAUAGAUUAAACACUCUAUUACGACGAGAGAUGAAUAACUGGCUCUGUAAUUUCAAUGAUGAGGAAUGUAUAAAUAUUUUCAAAACUAAAUUUGAUGUGUGGAGAAAAGAUAAGAAAAAGAGAAUCAACCCGAACGAAAGGCCCAUAGCCUAUUGCACAGCCAUAAGACAUGGAACAACUGAAGACUGGAAUGAUUUAUGGAAGGAGUACUCUGAAUCCAUUUAUGUAGCCGAUCAAGCGAUGAUUCUAAACGCUUUGGGAUGCAGUAACGAUACUAAUAUCAUAGAAAAAUAUCUGAAAGCUGCUAUUAGUAGUUAUAUAGACGGUGGAAUUCGUAAACAGGAUAGUACAAGUGUCUUCGCCGCCGUUUAUAACUCUGGUCUGUAUGGCGCUGAAUUUGUCCUUGAUUUUGUUGACAAAUAUCACAAAGAAAUGGAGGAAUACUACGGAGGCCAGGCUACAAUAGCUACAAUCCUCGAUGGAGCAUCGCAGCACCUCUCUACUAUCGAAUCAGUAAAUAAAUUCAAAAAACUCAUAGAAGACCACAAAGCAGAUUUUAAGUCGAUCCAAGAAUCUCUGGACUAUUCUUUAAAGGUCGCUCAAUAUGAAUUGAAUUGGUAUACCAAAUUUUCGACAUCUAUAAUUCAGUGGCUAAAGGAACGUGAAAAGCUCACAUAUCGCCUACCUUUGAAUAUAAUUCCUGAAAGUUACAAUAUUUCCCUUACACCUUAUUUGUGCGGAGAUUUUCAUUUCGACGGAAAGGUGGCGAUUAAAGCCAAAGUUAAGGAACCGACAAGUCAGAUCAUUUUGCACUCAUCGAAUAUUGAAUAUAAAGAUGAACAUAAGCUGAAAGUGGUUAAAAAAGUAGGAUGCAUUCAGGAAGAAGUGACGAUCCUAAAAAAAGAGGUCCUAAAGCAAUUUGACUUCUUUGUGAUAUAUCUCAAAGAAGAAUUAUCCGUUGGAACAAAUUUGAUCAUCGAAAUCGAAUACACGGGUAGCUUGAAUACGCCAGAUCUUCGUGGCUUCUACAGGAGCUCUUACAUGGACGAGAAAGGACAACAAAAAUGGCUCGCAGCCUCACAUUUGGAACCCGUUGGUGCCAGAAAAAUGUUCCCGUGUUUCGAUGAACCAGCAUUAAAAGCGGUCUUCACUAUUCAAGUCAAUGUGCCAACAGAUUACGGAAGAUACGAAGUUAUCAGUAAUAUGGAAUGGAAGUCGAUCAAGAAAAGCGAUGAUCGAAGAUAUGUAUCAUACACCUUCUUUGUAUCAGAACCGAUGUCGACAUAUCUAGUAUCAGUUAUUGUUUCUGACUUCAAGUCUGAAUCUAUAAAAAUAAAUGGAACUGAAUUAGCCGUAUAUGCACGUCCCAAUACUUUCAAUCAAUCUGAUUACGCUCUAGACAUAAUGUAUCCAUUGGUGAAAUUUUUCGAGACAGUAUACAAACAGGAGUAUCAGCUCUCAAAACUCUUUAUGGUUGCGCUGCCCGAUUUCUCAUCAAAAGCAAUGGAGAAUUGGGGUCUUUUAACAUAUAGAGAAACAAAUAUGUUAUACGAUGAGAAGCACUCGUCAAUCAUAAAUAAACAGAACAUCAGAAAUGUAAUUGCUCACGAAAUCUCCCAUCAAUGGUUCGGAAAUUUGGUCAGUCCUGAAUGGUGGAAGUAUUUAUGGUUGAAAGAGGGAUUUGCUAGAUACUUUGAAUAUCACGCUCCCGCUCGUGUAUUUGACGACAAAACGAUAGAAUCGCAAUUUGUGGUGGACCAAGUACAUUCCGCUUUUGGUGUAGAUAGUUCCAAAUCUACACAUCCCAUGACUUACGAUGUAACAACCCCUUGUGAAAUUCAAAGUAUAUUCGAUACAAUUAAUUAUGCUAAGGCUGGUAGCAUAUUAAGAAUGGUCCAAAAAACAUAUGGAACCGAUGUGUUUGAUACUGCAUUAAGUGACUAUCUUGAUAAACGGAAAUAUAGCAUUGCUACGCCAGAACACUUGUAUGAAUCACUUCAACAAAAAUUAAAUGAAAGUGGACUGAGAGACGACAUCAAGGCCAUCUUAGACACAUGGACAACUAAACCUGGCUAUCCUGUUGUUAGUGUUAAUGUUUCAAAAGAUUCUAUAUAUUUAAAACAAAAACGUUUCUUCCUCAAAGAUCAUGAGAAUAAUUCUGAUCAAACUAUCUGGCACAUUCCAAUCACAUGGGCAUCAAUUCAAAAUAGUUCGAAUUACUUUGACACCACACCGAAAUUAUGGUUGACAAAAAAUGAGACAAUAAUAAACAACCCAUCAGAUUCACUUUUAAUAUUUAACACACAGCAAUCAGGUUAUUAUCGUGUAAAUUAUAACAAAGAAUAUUGGAUGAAGCUGAUAGAUUAUCUUAAAAAACAAGAUAUUCAAUUAAUUCACGAAAUCAAUCGCGCGGCGUUAAUUGAUGAUCUUAUGAAUCUUGGAAGAGCAGACUACAUCGAUUACAACAUUGUUAUAACUGCUACAAUGUAUUUGGCAAAAGAAGAUAAUUAUUUCCCCUGGCGUGCAUUCUUUAAUAAUCUAGAUUAUUUGAAUAAGCGUUUUACGGGACGCGAUAUUGAAGGUUUAUAUAAAAAAUGGUUAACAUCGUUAAUAGGACAACUUUACGCACGGAUAGGCUUUGAAGAUCACGAGAAUGACGACAAUCUGACCAAGAUAUUAAGAAUGCACACUCGCAAAUGGGCCUGUAAAUUAAAUAUAGCAAAUUGUACAUUUAAUGCUGAAAAAUAUUUCCGAGAGAAACAUUCAGGAACAAUUAUACCACCAAAUUACCGCGACGCAGUCUAUUGUACAAUCAUGAGAAUGGAUAAGACAAAUAAUAGUUACGAGUAUCUUUGGUCUGAAUACAUACAGAGCAACGUGGACACAGAUAAACUCGUAAUUCUUAAUUCAUUGGCUUGUUCAGAAAAGAAAGAUAUUUUAGAACAAUUAAUAUGGGAUGCGAUCAAAGAGAAUUCAGAAAUACGAUACCAAGAUAGUGCAAAAGUAAUCUCGAAUAUUUACGAUGCAAGUUUAAUUGGCGUUGAAGUUGUCAUGAAAAUGAUUGAAACGCAUUACGAUCGUAUAUUGCGUCGACACUUUAAUGAUUAUACAAGAAUUGCCAGUAUAGUUAGCGCAUUGGCAAGCAGAUUAUCUACUUAUGAUCUCUAUAAUCAGUAUAAAAGAUUACUCAAUCGAUUGGUUCAGAAAGAACCGGAAUUUAUGAAAUCAGUGGAAUCUUAUUUGACAACGGCGGAAUAUGAGUUCGAUUGGUAUGAAAGAAAAAUGCCAAUAAUUUUUGCAGCAUUGGACAGUCUGUUUUCAAGCAGUACGUACCGUUUGCCGAAAACGCUUGUUCCAAAACUGUACAAUGUAUAUCUCACACCUCACAUGAACGAAGGCGUCUUCGAAGGAAAAGUGGAAAUACACAUGACAGUUAGAGAAAAUACUACAUUAAUAGCUUUCAAUUCUCAUAAACUCGAUAUCUUAAAUAUCAAAAUCUUGAGAAAUGGUGCAGCAAUGCAAGUGCAGAGUUUCACGACACAUGUUCCGCAACAACUAAAAAUAUAUUUACCCAACUAUGUAUAUAAGUAUGACAAGAUAAUAGCGGAAAUUCAUUUUAUUGGAAUUUUAAAUGAUAAUAUGACUGGAUUCUAUCGUAGUUCGUAUUUUGAUAGUAAUGGAGUACAACAUUGGCUUGCUGCAACACAUUUUGAACCCACCUAUGCAAGACAAGCUUUCCCCUGCUUCGAUGAACCAGCAUUUAAAUCGAAGUUCACUAUUAACAUUCAGAGGCCCAACCAUUAUAACUCGCUGAGUAAUAUGCCACGCAAAACAACAGUUAAAAAUCCUGAGAAUGAUAAAUACACAUGGGACAUGUUCUACACUAGUAAUGUCGCUAUGUCGACAUAUCUUGUAGCGUUCGUUGUCUCCGAAUUUCAAUCUGUUGAUGAUCCUAAAAACGCAACUCUCAACGUAUGGGGUAGACCAGAAGUCGCGGCAUAUGGCAAAUAUGCUCAAAAUAUUGGCAGGGAAGUUGUUAAGAAGUUGCAGGAUAUUACUGCCCUCGAUUAUCCUUUACUUAAACUGGACUUGGCGGGAAUCCCAGAUUUUUCCAUGGGCGCGAUGGAGAAUUGGGGCCUUACUACUUUCCGUGAAUAUGGACUUUUCUAUGAUGAGAAAGAAGCUACAUCCACGUAUGAAAAAUACCUAAUCACCGUAAUAGCGCACGAACUUACUCACAUGUGGUUCGGAAAUCUCGUUACUUGCGACUGGUGGGAUUAUAUUUGGCUCAACGAAGGUUUCGCACAAUAUUUUCAAUGGUUUAUAUCAGAUCUGAUACAACCAGAAUACAAAUUCAUAGAUCAAUUUGUGGUAUACGAACUACAUCCUGCUCUGUCAAAAGAUGCUUCAAUUUCAACACAUCCUAUGACAAAUCCAGUUAGAACACCGGAAGAAAUAGCAAAUAUAUUUGACUAUGUCACCUAUGGAAAAUCCGCCAGUGUUUUACGAAUGAUGUUCAACGUAUUCGAUCGAGAAACUUGUUUAUUGGCACUCCGUGAUUAUUUACGAAAACGAAUGUACCUUACGGCACGUCCUACGGAUUUAUGGGAAAGUUUCGAAUCGUUCGCAUCGAUACCAGUUGGCAAUAAAACCACAAGUGUCGAGGAAGUCAUGAAUACUUGGACGAAUCAAUCGGGAUAUCCCGUUGUCAAUGCUACAUUAACUGAUAACAUAUUAACGCUAACUCAGGAACGGUUCCUAAUAAAUAAAACUACUACUUACGAUGAGUUUUAUUGGAUACCAAUUGAUAUAUUCGUUCCAUCUAACUCGUUUUCUGAUGUAUCUUUAGAACACAAAGUAUGGCUAGGACCAGAACCUCAGAGAGUAUAUAUUAAUUCUACUGACAAUUGGUUCAUCGUGAAUUACAAACAAACAGGCUUCUAUCGUGUUAAUUACGACUUCUCCUCAUGGAAAGCAUUAAUCAACAAGCUAAAUAAUGGAUUCGAAGAUAUCAACGUUUUGAACCGUGCUCAAAUUUUAGAUGAUCUCUUUAAUUUGGCACGCGCUAAUUACGUAGAGUACGAAUUAUUGCUGAACGCAACAAUUUAUCUGAGACAAGAGACAAAUCAUUUACCCUGGAGAGCAUUCUUCAAUGGCCUAUCCUACAUCUACGAAAGAUUUGACCGUCUAAAUUUCCAAGACUAUUUAAUAGAAUACAUUUUGAAUUUAUCAGCUAACAUGUAUAACAAAGUAGGAUUCGAUGACCGCUAUGAUGACAAUCAUUUAGAUAAGUUGAAUCGGGAAAUGAUUCUCCAAUGGGCUUGUAAAUUAAAUAAAACGGAAUGCUUCUACAAAUCUGUAGACCUAUUUGCAGCUUGGCGUAAAAAUAGUUCUGAGCGAAUUCCACCUAAUGCACGAUCAGCUGUUUACUGCACUGCAAUAAGAGAAGGAAGCACGGAUGAUUGGAAUUUCUUAUGGAAUCAGUAUUUAAAGGUGAACUUUGCAUCAGAGAAAAAGAUUAUUACAACUGCACUCGGGUGCUCAACAAAUGACACAGUGCUCCGAAAUUAUUUAGAAAAAGCUAUCAAACAGUAUAAUCCUGCCAAUGUCACCAUUCGCCGACAAGAUAUUUCAGCAGUGUUUACUUCCGUAUAUAGCGCAAGUCCGCUAGGAGUAAAUGUUUUCCUUCAGUUUUUAAUAACAAAUACCGAAGCGUUAUAUCAAUAUUUCGAACGAUGGAACGAAGUCGCCGAUUUAUUUGUUGAUGUGGCAUCGCAUAUAGCGCACGAAGAUCACUACAAUGAUUUGGUAUACUUCGUUCAACACAAUAUAAACCUGUACCCUCCAAUCAUGAGACAGAAAUUACUUUCCGCUAUCACUAUUGCGGAAAACAAUUUACUAUGGUACAAAAAUAACGGCUACAGAAUUGGGCAAUGGGUAGCAAAUGAAAUGCAAAAGAAGACAGUUCUACAAAAUCACUGAAUUAUUCUACAACUAUCAUUACUUUAAUACCUAUACUUUUCUAGUUAUUACUAAAAAUCUAGAUUGAACGGAAGAUAAUAAUAAAUUAUUAUUUUCUUAACUUUUUAUUGUAAAAAAUAAAAUAAAAAUAUUCUUAGUCCA
This is a messenger RNA of Solenopsis invicta (red fire ant), 8609 nucleotides long. RefSeq lists its product as uncharacterized. The transcript has 32 exons. NCBI's taxonomy places the organism in Eukaryota, Metazoa, Arthropoda, Insecta, Hymenoptera, Formicidae. Gene Ontology annotation, cellular component: cytoplasm. Gene Ontology annotation, biological process: proteolysis; peptide catabolic process. The record is from RefSeq and is a predicted model, not a curated record. Gene Ontology annotation, molecular function: peptide binding; zinc ion binding; metalloaminopeptidase activity. Bases 387 to 8468 code for a protein of 2693 amino acids.